AUGAUGCUAGGCGAGCAACACCGUCCUCAUCCUUCCGUUCACGUUCCUCCGUGGACGGCCGUCGACGACAAUUCCUCCGAUUUCUACAGCCCACACUACGGCGGCGGCGGGAGCAAUGUCUCCUCCCCUGCUUCCGAUCACUACAAUCCCUUCUACGUCCAGGAAGCUCUGUCAGCGCUGCAGCGGUUCCUCCCCUCCAACGACCCGGAUUUGCACCCGGAUUUCGACAUCCCGGGUCUCGACCACGACUCCCAGGUCGACGCCUACUCCUGCGAUCACUUCAGGAUCUACGAAUUCAAGAUCCGGCGGUGCGCCCGCGGCCGCUCCCACGACUGGACGGAGUGCCCCUACGCUCACCCCGGCGAGAAAGCUCGCCGGAGGGAUCCGCGGAAGUACCAUUACUCCGGCACGGCAUGCCCCGAGUUCCGAAAGGGGAACUGCAAGAAGGGCGACGGCUGCGAGUUCGCUCACGGAGUGUUCGAGUGCUGGCUCCACCCGGCCCGGUACCGCACCCAGCCGUGUAAGGACGGGACUAAUUGCAAGAGGCGGGUCUGUUUCUUCGCUCACACGCCGGAGCAACUCCGGGUUCUGCCUCAGAGCCCGAGGAGUACCGAGUCGUACGAUGGAUCGCCGUUCCGCCAGGCGAUUGAGGCUUCCUGUGCUCGGACUCUGCCAUUCAUGACUUCGUCCCCGGGUUCUGUCUCGCCCCCCGAGACGGACUCGCCGCCGAUGUCGCCGAUGACGACUCAGCAGACGCUGAGCCGCUCGCUGGGUUCCAACUCGAUCAACGAGAUGAUGGUGUCUCUCCGGAACUUGCAGCUGGGUAAGGUGAAAUCCCUGCCUUCUUCCUGGAUUGGAGCCGGUGGCGGCGGUGGAGGGGGAUCCGGGUACGGGUCUCCUCGCGCCGGGUCGCUCCUCCGACCCGGUUUCUGCAGCGUGCCGACGACCCCGAGCGGGCUCGGGUACUCGGCCGAUUUCUGGGACAAAGUGUGCGAGGAAGAGCCAGCAAUGGAGAGGGUGGAAUCCGGGAGGGAUAUCAGGGCGAGGAUGUUCGAGAAAAUUAGCAAGGAGAACAUGCUUGAGCGGGGGGACCCGAGCCCGUAUUCGACGGUCGGAGGUCUGGACGUGGAUUGGAUUUCGGAGCUGGUUCAGUGA
Molecule: messenger RNA, 1155 nt
Organism: Linum tenue
Lineage: Eukaryota; Viridiplantae; Streptophyta; Magnoliopsida; Malpighiales; Linaceae
Source: the annotation of a GenBank genome assembly